AGGUGUCGGAAGAAGCACGGGUGGUUUGCAACGAAGGGAAGCGGCGAAACUAGGACACCAUCGGGAGGGGGAGAGGAGCGGGCACGGCUCCCUCGCCCGCUGCUCCGGCCUCAGAGGCCACCCGCGCGGCAGCAAGACGGACAAGGACAAGGCAAGAGCGCCACCGGAGGCGCCCGGCUAUAGGCCGCGCAUAAGGCCUGCCCACCCUCGCGGGCAGGACCAGUCAAGCCAAGGCCGGGCCUACCCGUUCUUCACAACUCCGCGGGGCCCCGCCUCGGAGGGGAGGCUCUCUUCUGGGCUCGUAUGUGGGACAAAGGUGACAAGGCGGCUCCGCCAGAGAAGCAACGCCGACGCCUGUUUUUCUACUCGCGGGGCUGCAGCUGAGGGGCUGACUGCGGCCAGGGUCGCCCCCAUCCUCAUCAUGAAUAUGGAAAGCCAAGUGACUGAUACUUCUGAAGAGCGUACAUUCCAGUAUCAGCGAACUCUCCCUUCACUUCCAGUUCCUGCUCUUGAUGAAUCUUUAAAGAAAUACCUCGAUUCAGUAAAGCCUUUCCUAAACCAAGAAGAAUAUCAAAAAACGGAGAGCAUAGUAAAAGCUUUUGAAAAUGGGAUUGGAAAGGAACUACAGCAAAAGUUACUUGAAAGAGCUAAAGUAAAGCAGAAUUGGCUGGAGGAAUGGUGGCUGAACGUGGCCUACCUUGAAGCCCGUAUAUCAACACAAAUCUUUCAUAAUUUUGGAGGACCAGGCCCUUACCAGGAACACUACUGGCCAAUGAAGGAAGGGGCUAAUAUAGAAAGAGGAAGCAUAGCUGUAUGGCACACCUUGAAUUUCUGGGAGCUAAUAAGAACGGAAAAAUUGGCUGUACACAGAUCUGGUAAUAUGCCUCUGGACAUGCAUCAGUUCCGAAUGUUGUUUUGCAACUGCAAGAUUCCUGGAAUUACUCGAGACUCCAUUGUUAAUUAUUUCAGGACAGAGAGUGAAGGAGAAUGCCCAUCUCAUCUGAUAGUGCUGUGUCGAGGUCGUAUCUUUACAUUCGAUGCUGUGCAUGAUGGUCAUAUAUUGAGCCCACCAGAGAUUUCCAGACAACUUGCGUACAUCCAGCAGAGAUGCUGCAAUGAACCAGAGGGGCAAGGAUUAUCUGCCUUAACCUCUGAGGAGAGAACCCGGUGGGCACAGACACGUGACUAUCUUAUUCACCUGGAUCCAAGAAACCUGUCCCUGUUGGAGAAAAUACAGUCCAGCGUGUUUACAAUCUGCCUGGAUGAAGCGAGUCCUCAGGCUACACCUGAAAAUUAUACAGAGGUCACCAAGCUGGCACUAGCAGGAGAUCCAACAGUGCGUUGGGGAGACAAAUCCUAUAACUUCAUUGUGUUCUCAAAUGGGCUGUUUGGCUCAUUAUGUGAUCAUGCUCCUUUCGAUGCAAUGGUUGUGGUAGCACUCUGUUCGUACAUUGAUGACAAGGUCAUUGAAUCAGAGGGAAGGUGGAAGGGAUCAGAUAAAGUGCGGGAUAUUCCUUGGCCCGAGGAACUUGUUUUCAGCUUGGACUCAAAAAUACAAAAUGACAUUGCUGAUGCUAAACAGCGGUAUUACAAGCAGAUAUCUGAUAUACAGCUUGUGAACUAUGCCUUCACAUCCUUUGGCAAAUCACUGAUCAAGAAGCAGAAGCUUCAUCCCGAUACGUUUGUUCAGCUUGCUCUCCAGCUGGCCUAUCAUAAACUUCAUGGACACCCAGCAUCCUGCUAUGAAACUGCUAUGACGAGACGCUUCUACCAUGGCCGGACCGAGACUAUGAGGCCAUGCACCGUGGAAGCUGUUGAAUGGUGCAAAUCCAUGCUAGAUCCAGACUGUACUCCUCGCCAACGACACCAUUGCCUGCUGAAGGCAGUUUCAAAGCACAACAAACUGAUGAAGGAGUGUGAGAAUGGGAAAGGAUUUGACCGCCAUCUUUUUGGCCUCCUUCUGGUCAAAGAUCAGUCCCUUCCUGUGCCUGAACUUUUCUUGGAUCCUGCUUUUAGCAGAAGUGGGGGAGGUGGAAACUUUGUGCUGUCCACUAGCCUGGUUGGCUACACAAGAGUGGGAGGCGUCGUGGUUCCCAUGGUGCAUCACGGCUAUGGCUUUUUCUACAGAAUUAGAGAUGACAGGAUUGUUGUGGCUUGCAGUUCCUGGAUUUCAUGCUCAGAAACAGAUGCAGAAAAACUUUGUAAGAAUCUGUUCCAGUCUUUUCAGGACAUAAUCCAGCUAACGGCCACAGCCCAGCUAUAGAGAAGAUACUGAAAUAGUGCCUUUAUUCCAUUGUGCAUUACCAUGUGUACCAUGCUCUUACGAACAGGAAGUCUUGCCAAGAAGAGUGCUUUAAGAGCACAGCGAUAUUUUAGCAUAGACUGUAGGAAGAAAUAAUGCAAAGCCCUUUUUAAAAAGUGAGAUUUACUGCAAUAACAAUGCAACUUUCUUUGAAUCAAUUUGCGACAACAAUGCAAAACUUGAAAACCUCGCACUAGGACCUUUGCAAUGUUAAGCCUCAGCAAUGCAAACAUUAUUGAAUCUGGGCAGCUUAGAAAACAAUUGCUAAUUUGUUUUUGUAACCUUCCUAAUUAUAGACUAUAAGGUAAGAAGGUAAUAUUCAAAUUACACUAGUUUAUAUUGAUGCAUGUACUCUGGAUCUUACUCAGCCAUUCCAGAGAGAAUGGGUCUUGGUGCCUUUCUAAAUGGGAUGUUCUAGUUCUGAAAUAAUCAAGAAAGAUGUUUUUUACUUUAUGUAUAAUGUAGCUUCUGUCUUCCAUUUUAAACAAUUAAAUGGUUCUCCCUCAAGGGCUUUUUUUUACACAAACAAAGGCUUUUGUAUAGAAAAGGAGAAAAUUCUGUGACUUGAAAAUCAUUGUUUUGAAAUUUAUUUUUCCAAACAUUACUUGAAAGUUUACACAAUAUAAAUGUGGUGAUUAAGAGUUAUUGAUGCUACUGCUGCUCUCUAUAUAGCUUAUAAGAUUCUCAGGAUUUAAGUCUUUGGUAUCUGCAGAAGUGGGAUUCUGGUGUAUCAGCUAUGUCAUUUCCUCUCUUUGAAAUAAAAACCACCGCUGAAGGCCAGAAGGUCAA
Molecule: messenger RNA, 3091 nt
Organism: Sphaerodactylus townsendi
Lineage: Eukaryota; Metazoa; Chordata; Lepidosauria; Squamata; Sphaerodactylidae
Gene: CROT
Product: carnitine O-octanoyltransferase
Exons: 17
Coding region: 422-2263 (613 amino acids)
Cellular component (GO): peroxisome
Molecular function (GO): carnitine O-octanoyltransferase activity
Source: RefSeq, a predicted model, not a curated record